UCAAUGUGUAGAACAACUAAGUAGAUCUAUUCGAGAAUCGUCUAAACAUGUUUACGACAAUAUGCAGUUGAUGCCGAAACGUGGCAACCAGGAUCUAACUACGAUGUGAACAGGUUAAUGAGAUUUACCGGUAACCAGUGUUGGAGCUAGAAUGCGUCAUAUUGUAUGUUCCUUGCAGUGAAUAAGAUUUCGUACUAAAUUUUCAAUUUUGGAAGAACUGCUCAUAUGAAGAUGGCAACAUUAGAUGCUCCAGCACCAGUGAAUUUAGUCCGUUCCAUUUUUCUUUGCAAUUUGUUUAAUUUCCUCUUGGCAGCAAGUAAAGCAUGCCUCAUACCAUUUCUCACAAUAUAUCUGAAGAGGUUGGGUCUUUCUGCAACACAGACUGGACUUGCAAUUGGGACAAAGACUCUCGUAGGACUUGUUUUUGCACCACUAUGGUCGAAAUGUUCAGUACGAUGUGGCAGGAGACGAUGUGUGUUGAUGUUUUCAAUUCUCAUUAUGUCCACAACAUACUUGUCGCUCACUGCAGUACCAAGCAUGGAUGAUGAAGCAUUUGCUCUCCAGUGUGCAAGUACAAAAAGUGAAACGAUCAACGUGUCUCAGAUCGCGGACAAAGUGGAUAAACAGACAACGGCUAAACCUGCAAUAACUUCUGUGACACUUUAUCCAAAUGCAAGUUUUGAAAAAACUGGUGCAAGUGUGGCAACACCUGUUGCUAAUAAUGUUAGUUUUGAAACUGUCACAAAUCCUGUUUCUGGAGAAAGCAAUGCUAGUGAGAAGGUUGGAAAUACAGUAACAGAAGCAAAGGAUAUUGAUACAACUGUUGCUAGUUUCAAAAGUACAACAGUUGAGCCAACAAAUGCUGAAGAAACUUCUGAUGAUGAUGAAAAAAUUGAGCAACUGCUAAGAGAAAUAUUAGAAGCAGUUGGAGUGCGAGAACGAAAGUUACAGGAGCUUGAUGAAAAUGAAAUGAUGAAGCUUAUAACUGAUUUAAUAAGCACUGAUGCAGGACUGAAGCUCUUUAACAAAGCUAUUAAGACAUUGCCAGUAGAGGACCAAGAACUUCUGGGUGGAUUGUCAACACGUAGAAAAAGAGCAGCUGAUGAUGACGAAGCUGCUAAUACGGACAAAGAAACUGAUGAAAGUACAGAAAGUUCUUUUCAGGCUUUCAAAGAAACCUUGGCCAAGAAAUUCAGUGAAAUUCGUGAGCACAUAAGAGUAACAGAGAAUGAGAUGUUUGUUGUGGUACUUGUUAUUCUCAUGAUUGGUGAAUCACUGUGCUGUCCCAUUGAAAAGAUUGCAGAUGACGGCUGGUUUGAAUUCCUGGAAAGUAUUGACGAUAUGGAAAAAUACGGUAUGCAGAGAAUCUGGUCUACCUUUGCAUACAUUCUUGUACCUGUUAUUGUAGCCCUCAUUAUCGACAACACUAACUGUCUAUUUGGACUAUCUGUUCACCCGUUCAUGUUGCAUUUUUAUUUGUUCGCAGGUUUCCUCGGGUUAACUUUCCUAGUUGCAUUUUUUUACCCGAUGGUUACAUCAGAAAAGUACAAAUAUGCUAGUAAAGUCAUGAAAGGAGUUCGGGUUGUUUGCUGUAAUAUGAGAAAUCUUAUGUUUACAAUUACUUUGUUGAUAAUGGGAAUCAUAUACGCUAGUUACUACAACUUUUUGUUCUGGUUACUGUUUGAUAUGGGAAGCAAGGAGAUCACAUUUGGUGUCUGUAUUAUGAUUGCCGCCCUAUCUGAAAUUCCAAUGUUGCUGUUCAAUGACAAGUUAAUUAAAAAGAUAGGGAGUGGAGGUGUUGUCACCCUCUCUCUCCUCAUUUUGUCAGCCAGGUGUCUUUAUUACUCAUUCUUACCGACACCUUGGGCAGUUAUACCCGCUGAGGUUACUCAUGCGUUUACCCACACUGCAAUGUGGUGGGCGGUGCUUAGCAGCCCCUCCUUCAAUACUUCCCCAGCCUUAAGUAGAAGCAUCAGGUCAAUCUUGUCUUCCGUUUACUUUGGCCUAGGGUUUGCUUUCGGAAGCGUGAUUUCUGGUGUUAUUUAUGAUACUUACGGGCCAGCUGUCCUGUUCCAGGCUGGAUCUGUUUUGUCUGUUGGUUGGUUCCCAAUUUUGUGUUUGGGUGUAAGGUGUUGUAAGGAAAAAGACAGGAGCCAUGUAAAGUAUACACGUCUGCUGAAUUCGGAUGACGCAAGUGAUGACUCUGAUUCAGUGGAAGAUGAUUGGUUGGAGCAUGCUCUUAAAGAUCGGUAGAUUACUGACUAAUAGAGAUAAUUUAACAGAAAAAUAUGUGACGUAAAGACAUGAUUGUAGAAGAUCUAUGAGAUGUUUUGAAUAUUUUUGUAAGUUAUCUAAUUUUGGUGAGAAAAAUUUGCAUUCCAGUUCGGGGACCACAUAUAAGCAUUCAAUUUUUGAGGUUGUGUUUAGUGUUUCUUUAAUGAUUUAGCAGUUUUAAAUAUAUUCAUAUGUUAUCUAAUUUUGGUGAUAAAAAUUUGCAUUCCAUUUAGAGACAGCAUUCAAGCAUUUGUAUUAUUUUGGUUGUGUUUAAUGAUGGGGUUGAUGUAUAGAUUUGUAUAUCGGUGUAUACAAGUAAAAAACAAUGAUUUUUAUGCAUUAAGGUCUCUUGCUCACUGUUUGAAAAAAAAUCUUUUUAUUUGUUAAAUGUUUAGAAAAGAUAUGUACAUGUAUAGCAGAAUCUAUAUUUUUAUCAUUUUUUCAAAAGUUUUCGUUGACAAUAUCUAUUUUGUUAGAUCUAGUACUUUGUUGUUUGGUAAUAUUUUGUGAUAACUUCAGAAAUCAUGUGUCAACUUCCCUGAAAUAAAAAAAAAAACAAAUAAUUUUGAACAAAAUGCUUCAAUGAUAUACAAUGGCUAAAGCAGAAUUACCCUAUGUGUUUCUUGAAAAUGUAUAUAUUUUUACAUUCCCGGAGAAAUAAGCAAUUUAAAUGUUAGUUUUGUCAAGCUUGUAUCACAUUAUUUUUGUAAUUUUUUUUUGGUAAAAAAUAUCAAUGUUGUUUAAAUUUUGACAGCAUUGGCAAUAAAUGUAGUUAAAUCAAAUGAUUUUUUUCUAAAACGAAAAUUCCUCAAAACAAAUACUUGCAUUUUUGUGCACUUAUUAACAUGUAGAGGAAACUAUUUAAACUUACUAAUGAUUGGAGUACCAUAGUAAUUCAUGUUCAUUUAAUUGUAGAAAUUUGAUCAAAGUUACACUAAUUAAAUUGUCAUUUUUAGACCUUUGCACAGUAGUAAUUAAGUUUAAUGUUGUUUUCUUUUUGUUUUGUUUUUUUACAUUUUCAAGUUUUGACCAUUCAGUAAAAAUAAUGUUUUAAUGGAAGAGCAACAAUAUAGGCCUAAACCACUUUCUUACAACAAAAAAUGACAAGAAAUAAUGGUGGCCACCUGUUACAUACAUUUGUCUUCCAGCUAUUCAAAACUAAACUGUAUUAUUGAUAUGUCUUCCUCAAACAUUAUAUGAGCCACGUCAUGACAAAACCAACAUAAUGGGUUUGCGACCAGCAUGGAUCCAGACCAGCCUGCGCCUCCGCGCAGUCUGAUCAGGAUCCAUGCUGUUCGCAAUCAGUUUCUCUACUUGUAAUAGGGUUUGUAAGCGAACAGCAUGGAUCCUGAUCAGACUGCGUGGAUGCUCAGGCUGGUCUGGAUCCAUGCUGGUCGCAAACGCAUUAUGUUAGUUUUGUCGUGACGCGGCUCAUAUGUUACUUCCAUCAUACAUUUGUAUUACAAUAUGAUAUCUUCUUGCCUCCUACAUGUAUUUCUAUAUGAACUUUUCUCAGAAAAUAUGUGGAACAAAUGUGUAAUUUAUUGUAUAAUAUCUUAUCAUGAAAUCCAGACAAAUUUACAUUCCAUAUGUGAUAAUAAUAGAAGAGAUUAUAAUGUAGAUUAUUUCUGGUAGUUUUGAUUAUUUUUGCAGUGUAUUUAACCCUUUUUACUGUGCAAACUUUUAUCAUGAAAUAACGUUCUUUUUCUGGAAAAAUUUCUAAGAAUUACAGGAACUAUGAUCCUUAGUU
Messenger RNA from Ruditapes philippinarum (Manila clam), 4024 nucleotides. RefSeq names its product major facilitator superfamily domain-containing protein 6-like protein B. Bases 226 to 2253 code for a protein of 675 amino acids. The transcript has 2 exons. The record is from RefSeq and is a predicted model, not a curated record. NCBI's taxonomy places the organism in Eukaryota, Metazoa, Mollusca, Bivalvia, Venerida, Veneridae. Gene Ontology annotation, cellular component: membrane.